Messenger RNA from Paramecium tetraurelia, 534 nucleotides. RefSeq lists its product as uncharacterized. Gene Ontology annotation, cellular component: cytosolic small ribosomal subunit. The transcript has 3 exons. Gene Ontology annotation, molecular function: RNA binding; structural constituent of ribosome. The record is from RefSeq and is a predicted model, not a curated record. NCBI's taxonomy places the organism in Eukaryota, Ciliophora, Oligohymenophorea, Peniculida, Parameciidae.
AUGAAAAGCAUUAUUAGUGUAUUUGUUUAUUUUUAUUUUAAAAUUUAAAAUAAAUCAAAUCCAUUAUUUUGCAUGGUUCAAGUCAAGAGAUAAGACAGAAGAAAGGUCUAUGAAUAUUUGUUGUUGGAAGGUGUUAUUGUUAUCAAGAAGGAUAUGGCUCUCCCACUUCAUGCUGAAACAGGAGUAAAAAACUUGGAAGUUUGGAUGCUCUUGAGAAGUUUGAGAGAUAAGAAGCUUGUUGAUUUGGUGUUCUCAUGGCAAUACUACUACUAUUAUCUCAAGGCUGAAGGAGUUAAAUAUGUAAGAGAUAAGUUGGGCAUUGUCGAAGAUGUUAUUCCAGCUACUUUCAAGAAGGCUGAUAAAAAGUUCGAAGAAGAUGUCCCUGAAAGAAGGGGUCCAAGAGGCAAUAAACCAUUCGGCAGAGGAGGAAACAGAGGACCAAGAAGAGCUGAAGAAUAAACAGAAACAGCAUAACAAUGAAAUUGAUACAUACAAUCGUACAAUAUAUAUAAAUGGUUCAUUUCAAUCACGCUU